Molecule: messenger RNA, 2231 nt
Organism: Gadus morhua (Atlantic cod)
Lineage: Eukaryota; Metazoa; Chordata; Actinopteri; Gadiformes; Gadidae
Gene: napepld
Product: N-acyl phosphatidylethanolamine phospholipase D
Exons: 9
Coding region: 184-1350 (388 amino acids)
Biological process (GO): N-acylphosphatidylethanolamine metabolic process; N-acylethanolamine metabolic process
Cellular component (GO): membrane-bounded organelle; cytoplasm
Molecular function (GO): N-acylphosphatidylethanolamine-specific phospholipase D activity; zinc ion binding
Source: RefSeq, a predicted model, not a curated record
GUUACAUAAUUUGGACAUUGCUCUGUCAAGCCUUUCGUAAAAACUCAAUAUCAAUUCCCCUCUCGUGGUUAUUUUGUCAUGUAUUCAUUCAUAUCGCUCAGGGGAUUAUUAACUGGCGUACACAGGUAAUAGGAAGUCAGUGACCGGAAAUUGCGUUGCGGUAAAGAUCGAGAUAACGACACAAUGCAGUCUUCUCUCAGCCUAGUUCCUGCUGCCGCUGCUUGCUUUUAUUCAGUCACCAGAAGUGGCUGUGAGCCAAUGGAGGAGCCAGUGGUAGCAGGACCUGGGGCCAGUCUGCUGGUUAACCGAGGAACGACUCUUAACAACACACUUUGGGAGGAAGUUACCAAGUCGUGCCGGGACAGACAUGGACGCUGGACCAACCCCUGGCCCACAUGGCGGUUCCCUUCCAAUGCCAGGCUGCUCAAGUUCCUGCUGUGGGACACAGACAACAGCAACGUGCCAACCAGCAAAGAGGUCCUAGACGAAGAGCUCCCGGUGCUGGUCCCGUACUUCGCCCGGGGAGGGGCCGUGGACAGUGCCCCCACAGGGCGUGGCCUCAGGGUCACCUGGCUGGGCCACGCCACCACAUUGGUGGAGCUGGACGGACUCAGCGUCCUGACGGACCCCGUCUUCAGCCUGCGGGCCUCGCCAGUCCAGUUUAUGGGUCCCAAGAGGUACCGGGGCCCCCCCUGCACCGUGGAACAGCUGCCCCCCAUAGACGCCGUGGUGAUCAGCCACAACCACUACGACCACCUGGACCAGGGGACGGUGAACGACCUCAACGCACGCUUCGGAGCGGACCUCUACUGGUUUGUGCCACUGGGCCUGGCGGACUGGUUGGGGAAGGCGGGUUGCCAGAAUGUGAUGGAGCUGGACUGGUGGGAGGAGAGCUGUGUCCCAGGGCACCCUGACACCACCUUCGUCUGCACCCCUGCACAGCACUGGUCCAAGCGCACCCCUCUGGACAACAACCAGGCCUUGUGGGGCAGCUGGUCCAUCCUCGGCCCCCAACACCGAUUCUUCUUCGCGGGCGACACCGGCUACUGCUCCUCCUUCGCCGAGAUCGGACUCCGCUACGGACCCUUCGACCUCGCCGCCAUCCCCAUCGGCGCUUACCUGCCCAGAGAUGUGAUGCUGGGACAGCAUGUGGACCCAGAAGAAGCGGUGCAGAUCCACGAGGACGUCCGGGCAAAACACUCUGUGGGCGUCCACUGGGGGACCUUCGCCCUGGCACACGAGCCCUACCUGGAGCCCCCGGUGCGACUCCGCCAGGCCCUGGAGAGGAAGGGCCUGCAGCCGGGCUGCUUCUUCACCCUGCAGCACGGGGAGUCCAGGACCCUGCAGUAGGACCCUGCACCCUGGGAGUCCAGGACCCUGCAGUAGGACCCUGCACCCUGGGAGUCCAGGACCCUGCAGUAGGACCCUGCACCCUGGGAGUCCAGGACCAUGCCCUCCAGGGAAGGAGGCGCCUUGGACUGAGGGCAGAGCCAAGGACGCAAGAGCGUUCCGUUGGUCAUUUUGGAUCAGUCACACUACUGCCGUCACCUGUGUUUAGGACACCGCAUCUGAAAACGGCUUCAUCCUUUAGAAGUCCAAAUUUGUUCUUUAAAUGUUGAUUAUUUUUCAUGUUCUUGGCCCUGGGACAAUCUCCGAAUCACGCAAUCAAGAUUGAGAGAGCAGGUUGUUUUUUCGGCACAAGGAAGUCGGUAGAUAUUGACCUGACGCAAAUGAUACGAGAGAGAUAUAGAGAGAUAAGGCCUUUUUCUUAACCUUGAAUAAAAGGUUGGUUUCGUUCAGUUGAAAGCCAAAUGAUCUCAUCCUGCUGAUUUGCAUGUAGGUCCAGGAAGAAGUGUGUCAGACUGUUUUCAUGAUGUGGGUUUUUCAGAAAAAGCCAGUUCAGUUAUCUGGUUUCAUGUGAAUGAGGAAACACACUAAGUUUUGCUGUCUCGCUGGUUAACUGUGGUCUCGUAUGGUUGCUCUAUGUUUGUGAUAAAGAAAAAUCUGUUACAAAUUUCGUAAAAGUUGAAUGUAGACACACUGGAUCUCAAUGUUGUACCCUCCUACUACAUGCAACCUGUUGAACGUGUGUGGAUGCCAUUUUUGGUUGUUAACCUUGCACACUGCAAUAACAUUUCAUUAUCUUUUUUACAGCAGCAGAAAGAAUAUAGAGGUACAAAGUUUGGUUAAAAAAUUUAGCAGUAUUAAAAUUGGCUUUUGUAAUUAGUAAA